GUCCUAUCCUAUCCCUUUGGCGUCCCCGGCGCGGUCAAUAUCACAAACUCGGAUGUUGCACGGUUAGAACCGGGCGAGUAUCUGAACGACACGAUACUGGAGUUCGCGCUCAAGUAUUAUCUUGUACAACUGCAGAACGAGCACCCCGAUCUCGCGCAGCAAGUCCAUGUGUUUAGCUCUUUCUUCUUCAAGAAGCUUACAGAGAAGAAAGGGUGA
Molecule: messenger RNA, 216 nt
Organism: Schizophyllum commune H4-8
Lineage: Eukaryota; Fungi; Basidiomycota; Agaricomycetes; Agaricales; Schizophyllaceae
Exons: 2
Biological process (GO): protein desumoylation
Cellular component (GO): cytoplasm; nucleus
Molecular function (GO): SUMO-specific endopeptidase activity
Source: RefSeq, a predicted model, not a curated record